GUUACGGGUCCCGAGUCGGACCCAGAGGGGAGGGAUGUGCCUACUGCUAGGGGCCACGGGUGUGGGGAAGACGCUCUGAGCAGCCGGGAUGGCAAGGGCGACCUGGGCGAUCCUCCUCCGACGCGGCCCACGGUGGGCACCAACCUGACGGACAUCGUGGCCCAGAGAAAGAUCACCAUCAGGGAGCUGGGCGGCUGCAUGGGCCCCAUCUGGUCCAGUUACUAUGGAAACUGUCGUUCUCUCCUGUUCAUGCUGGACGCCUCCAACCCCACCCAGCUCUCUGCAUCCUGUGCGCAGCUCCUGGGCCUCCUUUCAGCAGAGCAGCUGGCAGAAGCAUCGGUGCUGAUACUCUUCAACAAAAUAGACCUGCCCUGUUACGUGACGGUGGAGGAGAUGAAGUCACUGAUCAGGCUCCCAGACCUCCUCGCUUGCGCCAAGCAGAACAUCUCCACGGCGGAAAUCAGUGCCCGGAAAGGCACCGGCGUGUCUGAAGUGCUGCGCUGGCUCCAGGACCCCCACAGGACCAACAGCUGACUGCAGGGCGGAAGCGUGGCUGGCCUGCCCUGCGGCAAGAAAGCAGAGGUGGCGCUGUUCAGCCCCUGGCCAUUGGCUGCUUUCAUCAGGGUAGGAUGACGCACCACAAGCCCUAGAAGAUGGGGUUCUCUCCUGAGUUGCAGUGAUGGGUCACCCGAGGCACCCAGGUUACAGAAAGCCCUGACAUCGGCCCUCUGGUGGCAGGGCUGGGAGAGGACAGGCCUGCCGGGUGGCUUGUGUCUGGCCGCCAUCCUGGCAUGGUUCUACUGGGAUUUGUCCUGUUCCUCCCAGGAGAUCUGCUCUCUCAACUGGGGUUCAGGCUCCAACCUGUUGAGUUUCUGAUACACAGAUGGUGGGACUCCCCCCACAAGAUGACACGAGGUGCACGAAUGCAGUUGAGUAGGAAGAACUACCAGGCGUAGGAUUAGGCAUUGUAAACACUGUAAAUAACCAGAGGGGCCUGGACAGCACAGGGCCCUACGGGUAGGCCAGGGUGGGGAGCCCCGCGGGAACACGGGCACGCUGGGGCGUUCCUGGCCAGGCCUUCGGGCCGCAGCUCCUCGUGUCCCACUGCAUCCUUUCACCUCAGCUCAGGGAGACCUUGGGAAGCCAUCUGUGCGUUGGGGCACUUGUGUUCUGGGCCCUGUGACAUAACCGCGAACCUGGCUUGCAUACGUCCUGGUCAUAGCACUGGAAACCAGAAUCUCCAAGUCAGCAAGGUUGGUUCCUUUCGAGGCUCCAUUCCUUGCCUUCUGGCUUCUCGGGGCUGUCAGUGGUGCUGGGUGUCCUUGGCUUGUGGCCGGGCUGGAUUCCCUGCUUCUGUCUCCACGGGGUCUUCUCUCGUGAGGAAGAGCUGGGGCCCCCUCCAAACCUGCGGUGGUCUCAUCUCAAGCUCCACAGUCCCACGUGCAGAGAGACCUUUUCCCAGAUAAGGUCACCUCUGCACGUUCCAGAGGUUACGGCUUGGAUGCUCCUCUUGGGGCCAGGACCAAAGCUCCUGUGAUCAGGUCAGAAACCAGCUUGAGUGUGGCGGUGAAUUUCUCCAGCAGCGUCCUCCGUCGCAGCUGGGUGUCUGGCUCAUCGGGCCACGAAAGACCACCAGCCCAGGCCCUUGGCCAUCAGGGGGUUUCCAGUCUGUUCCUACAGAGGUAAAUGGCACCCUGAGAAAGCUCACACGUCCCACGAGGCAGUGUGGGCCCAGGCCUUGUUCCCCCAGUUCAAUGCUGCUCCUCAGGUUCUCUACUGGGUUCAAGCUGGACACAGCCUGUGCCACCUUUUUUUUUUUUUUUUUUGCUUUUUAGGGCCUGCACUCAUGGCAUAUGGAGAUUACCAGGCUAGGGAGUCCAAUCAGAGCUGCAGCUGCUGGCCACGGCCACAGCCACAGACACGCAGGAUCCGAGCCACAUCUGUAGUUCCUAUACUGCAGUUCCUGGCAACGCCAGAUCCUUAACUCACUGAGCAAGGCCAGGGAUCGAACCCACAACCUCAAGGUUCCUAGUCGGAUUUGGUUCCACUGCGCUACAAGGGGAACUCCGUGUGCCCCCUUCUCAGGCAGACCGCGUAGGUGCUGAUGGGUCCGUGGAGACUUUGCACGACCCACGGUGACAGACUGGCAGACGUCCCCCAACCUCAGGGCACCCAGGAGAGCCUGGCAAGUCCUUGCAGUGUCAGCCAGGUGCAGGUUCACCUUCUGGCACGGCACAGGUGGCUCCGAAAGAAGCCUUUCAGCCUCGGCUGAAUCUCUAGGUUUCCAAGCAAUGGAGAGUGACACCUGGGAACGUGGUUUACCCAGAAAGCAGAGUCUUAAGCAGGGGAGGAGACUGCCUCCUCCCCACCGGCCCGGCGUCCGGAACAGGCCACCUUGAGUUGACAGCCUCAGGGAUGAACAAGCAGGCUCCGGGCCGGUCAGCACAGCCUGUGACUGUGUCCAGUGGGGUGGACACCUCGACCCUGCUGUCGGGGUUCUCUGCUGUUUGUGGGGGUCUGCUCUGGGUCUGGGCCUCGUGACUGCCAGGGUCCAGAUAAAGAAGGGGCAGGAGUUCCCGUCCUGGCUCAGUAGAGAUGAAUCUGACUAGGAACCAUGAGGACGCAGCUUCAAUCCCUGGCCUCGCUCAAGGGGUUAAGGAGCCGGCGUUGCCAGGAGCUGUGGUGUAGGUCACAGACAUGGCUUGGAUCCCAAGCUGCUGGCUCUGUGGUGAAGGCCAGCAGCUAUAGCUCCGAGGCAACCCCUAGCCUGGGAACUUACACAUGCCAUGGGUGUGGACAUAACAAGCACAAAAAAAAAAAAAGAAGAAGAAAUAGAUCAUUUGAACAGACUAAUUACUAAAAACGAAACUGAGUAUGUAAUAAAAACACUGCCUACAAACAGAAGUCCAGGACCAGACAGCUUCACAGGCAAAUUGUUCCAAACACACAAAGAAGAACUUACAGGAGUUCCUGUCCUCACUCAGCAGUAACGAACCCGACUGGUAUCCAUGAGUCCUAGGGCUGGAACCCUGGCCUCACUCCGUGGGGUAAGGAUCCAGCUGUGGUAUAAGUUGCAGAUGUGGUGCAGACCCGCUGUGGCUGUGGCGCAGGCCGGCGGCCGCAGCUCCAAUUUGAUCCCUAGCCUGCAAACUUCCAUAUGCCACAGGUGAGGCCCUAAAAAGCCAAAGGAAAAAGAAAGAACUUAUAUACCCAUCCUCCUUAAACUUUUCCAAAAGAUUGAAAGAGAACACUCCCAAAGACAUUCUGUGAAGCCACCAUCCUAAUACCGAAACCAAACAAAGAUACCGAAAAAGAAAAGUAUAGGCCGAUAUCUUUUUUUUUUUCUUUUUAGGGCCACCCUGGCACAUGGAAGUUCCCAGGAGAGGGGUUGAAUCUGAGCCACAGCUGCCAGCCUACACCACCACCACCACCACCACCACAGCAACACAGGAUCCAAGCCACGUCUGCAACCUACACCACAGCUCAUGGCAAUGCCAGAUCCCCAAACCACUGAGUGAGGCCAGGGAUCGAACCCACAUCCUCAUGGAUGUUAGUCAGAUUCGUUUCCACUGCUCCACAACAGGAACUCCUGGGCUAACGUCUUUGAUGAAUACCGAUGCAAAAACUCUCAACAAAAUGUCAGCAAACUGACUCCAACAGCACCUAAAAAACACCAAGUGGAAUGCAUCCCACGUUCACAAGGACGGUUCAACACACGCAAAUCCAUCAAUGUCAUAGACCACGGUAACAGAAGAACAGCCAAACACCACGUGGCCACCCUAACAGAUGCGGAAAAAGCAUUUGACAAAAUCCAACACCCAUUUGCGAUCAAAACUCUUACCGAAGUGGGUACAGAGGGAGCGUAUCUUGGCAUGAUCGCAGCCAUUUAUGACAGAUCCGCGGCCAGCACACUGCUCAACAGAGAAAAGCUGAAAGCCUUCCCGCUAAAAUCCAGCACGAGACAAGGGCGCCCUCACUGUGAAUGGGACAUUCCCACAUCCCUACGCGUCCCGAGGUUCCCGACCGCCAACCGUGACCACACUCACCGGACCGCAGCCGAUCAGCGCUUCGCCCAGGCCUCUGGUACCACAGUCUGUGGGCUCCCGAGUCAAGGAUCCCUGGAAACUUCGCUUCUCCACCCACUCGCGUGCACAAGUCCCCAACGAGGCGCGUGGUGUCAUCUGUGUCUUGGCUUAUUGCCCAAGCAAUUGUUGGUUGCGAUGCUCAGUGUCAUCUCUGCCUUCUGGCUUCUAAACUUCUCCAAAACGGGGUGAAGAGGGCCAGACGUGUUUGGGACCCUGUAACACUGGGGCCCAGCAGAGGGCCCGCCCAACCUGGGGAGCGCUGUAUUAAAACCUUUGUUUUAACCCCA
This is a messenger RNA of Sus scrofa (pig), 4372 nucleotides long. NCBI's taxonomy places the organism in Eukaryota, Metazoa, Chordata, Mammalia, Artiodactyla, Suidae. The record is from RefSeq and is a predicted model, not a curated record.